Messenger RNA from Lepus europaeus (European hare), 1998 nucleotides. It is a transcript of the gene ARMCX6, whose product is annotated as armadillo repeat containing X-linked 6. The record is from RefSeq and is a predicted model, not a curated record. NCBI's taxonomy places the organism in Eukaryota, Metazoa, Chordata, Mammalia, Lagomorpha, Leporidae. Bases 551 to 1408 code for a protein of 285 amino acids. The transcript is spliced from 4 exons. Gene Ontology annotation, cellular component: mitochondrion.
GUGACCAAGAGCCGCCUUGAGCAGAAGUCCAGCUAGUCGCCUCUGUCUGGGUACCAGCCCCCUAUUACUCUGCAGGCGGGUAAAGGGAGAAGGAAAGGAGCCCCGGACCGCGCGGGUGUAUAGGUCUGUUGGCCUGUAGAUCGCGGCACAAGUCUCGGCGAGAGAAGGAGCAGACUGCUUCGGUGGGAACCGUGCAGGUCGGUGUGAAGGACCUCAGAUUCACAAGAGCGGAUAUUGGGACUUAAACGGCCUCAGUGCUCAUCCAUCCACUACACUUUCAGUUCUCCGUGGCUGCCUACCUGUCUUUCCAUUCGUCCUUCUGCCAGACUCUGUCCCCAUAUCACUGUGGAGGAAACACUGACAACAGAAGGCGAGGACAGAAGGCACUGGCCUGACUUCGGUAGAGAUUCUUCUCAAGAGAGCUGCAGGAGCCUGGCAGAGGCUGAAGACUGCUACCCUCGUACGUUACACAUUCUGGCCCUAAGUCCUCUUCAAUCAGGUGGAGCCAAACACUCUCCUGUCCUGCCCCAAGGCUGGCACGGACCUGAGCAUGGGACGGGCCCGGGAAGUGGGUUGGAUGGCCGCAGGAUUGAUGAUUGGGGCUGGUGCUUGCUACUGUGUUUACAAAUUGACCAUAGGAAGAAAUGAGAGUGACAACUCAGAGGAGGAGGAGGAAGAGGAAUGGGAUGAUGAUCAGGACCCGGAUGAGGAAGACCCCGAGAUUUGGUUUGAUUUCACGACUAUGGCUCGGCCUUGGAGUGAGGAUGGGGAAUGGACUGACCCCGGGGCCCCAGGUGGCACCGAGGACAGACCCUCAGGUGGGGGCAAGGCCAGCAGAGCACACCCAACAAAACAACGACCUUUCCCCUAUGAACAUAAAAAUACCUGGAGUGCUCAGAGCUGUAAACAUGUCAGUCUUCGCCACUACAAGUGUCCGUUCAUUCAGGGACUGACGGAGCGCCAGGAUGCUGGCUUUGCCCUUAGCCACGGUAUCGAUAGUCAUUUGGCCAGCCUCUCAAGGGCUGGAAACCCGAUUCCCACUCCCCAGGGCACCUUCAGGGAGCAGGCUUUGUGUGCCCUGGGAAGCUCCCGUGCCAGCAUUCAAAGUCAGGGCCAGAUUAAGACGUCCAUCACCAAAGUGUAUCUGCAGCAGGCCGGACUCAGUUUGUUCAUAAGUGUGACGGUUAUUCAUGACAUGCUUGCCAAGUCCAUUACAGACUUGCAGUUUCCUUUGAUACCAGAGGGAAGUGGACCGGUCGAGGUUCAGGCUUCGAAACCGCAGAUGGGUUUGUCUAAAAAGCCAGCGCUGGCGGGAGAACGGCUGGGUUUCCACAUGCUGUUCCCAUUCAUGGUCCUCUUAGCCCUCAGUGCAAACCCAGGGCUGCUCCUGCACACCCCUGCCCAUUAAAUGUCCGUCUCAGGUGCGAUGAGACUGGAUGCCGCCCCCCUCCAGCCGCCCAGAGCCCACGAGGUUUGCAGCUGUCAGAGAAUCUGCAGUGGGUGCUUCAGAGGAGGCAGCCUCAGCCGGUCACCACAUCACUUGGGUGAACGCUGCAGUGGCUUCAUCGAGGACCACACUCUCACUGGCCAGGUGGGGGCUCCACAGAGCCUGCAGUCACUUCCUGGUUUUGCAGUCUGCAGGCAAUGUGCACGGCCCGUUCCUCCCUAGCAGCCCUCUGGUGUGCUAAAGGGAUCACUUUGGUUGCCAGCUGUGGAUAAAGGACAUCUGCUUCCAGCAUCAGGAGUGCUGCCGCUGCCUAAGCAGAGCCGCUCUGCAGAGACCAGACGCAGUCGUGAGCUUGAGCUGAAAAUGCGUUUGUUGCCGCUUGGGUGAAUGGGUUUGCCUUGACUCUCUCUUCUACAGGAGCGCGGGGAUGACGAACCUGGCCAUCCCAAGAGUACGCUGCCCUUCUAGCUACCUUAUUGCCCCCAGCCUCCCCCACCCAAGUCUGCAUCUGUGUAUCAUCAAUAAAGUGUGCUUUCACUGGCAAAAACCAA